AUGCCCGUGAAGAAACGUAAAGCGUCUGACUCGCCUCUCCCAGAUGGAACACGCCGGCAGAGCGGGUCUUCCUGGACGUCGUCGCGUUCACAGCCAGACCUGAGACGACCACACCCCAACGCACAGCAGGCAGAGGACUUUGGAAUCGUCUUACGUGACUUCUACCCUCCUGAAAUGAACAAUGAACGCUGCUACGCUUACAACGAAGGGAUACUGGAGCGGCCUAUUGAAACAUUGCAGCGGGCGCACAGGGAGACUGCUGGGCAAUGCAAGAACGUCCAACCAGGCAAGGCCGUGGUGCAUUGGUUUAAAUCAGAUCUUCGCCUUCAAGACAAUCGCUCACUGCAUAAAGCGUACAGCCUUGCUCGAAACUAUGACAUUCCGCUCAUCUGCAUUUACAUAUUCUCACCAGAAGACUUGACCGCACACUUAUGCAGCCGGCCCCGAGUCGACCUCAUCCUACGAACACUCGCAAUCCUGAAAUCAGACUUGGAAAAGCAGGAUAUCCCGUUAUAUAUGGAGACCCAAGAAAAGAGAAAAGACAUUCCCAAACGCAUAGUUGAGUUGUGUAAGCAGUGGGGUGCAAACCAAAUUUUUACCAAUCUAGAGUACGAGGUGGACGAGCUGCGUCGUGAGGCGAAGAUCGUUCGGUUAUGCGCCAGACAGGGCAUUAUAUUUGAUACGGAGGAUGACACCUGUGUUGUUGCUCCGGGUGAUUUGUCUACGCAGCAGGGCAAACAAUACGCUGUAUAUACCCCGUGGUAUCGGUCCUGGGUGGCCUUUCUUAUGGAACAUCCAGAAAAUUUGGAGCUGGUUGAUGCGCCGACCCGCAAUGCGGGCGAUGCACGGAAACAUUUCGAAGAGCUAUUUCAUAGUCAAGUCCCAGAAGCCCCAACAUAUAUGCAACUAUCUGAUUCGGAGAGUCAGCGUUUUAGGGAAAUGUACCCCGCAGGUGAGCAUGAAGCAGAUCGGCGACUUAAAGAAUUCUUAGCGAAGAGAGGGAACCAAUAUCACGAAAAUAGGGACUUCAUGUCGAGCCAGACCACCUCCGUCUUAAGCCCGUACUUCAGUUGUGGCUCCUUGAGUGCCCGAGCCGCAAUUUGCAUGGCGCAGGAGGCAAACGUUCAUUGGCCAUAUAUCUGCAUGAAUAAGUGUUUAAACCCGGAAUUCACAAAUCUAGAAUGGGAGUAUGACUUAGCCCAGUUCAAUGCAUGGUGUGAAGGCAAGACUGGCUUUCCCAUUGUCGAUGCCGCAAUGCGUCAGCUCAAGCACAGUGCCUGGAUGCACAACCGUACGCGAAUGAUAGUAUCCUCAUUCUUAUCCAAGGACCUGCUUAUUGAUUGGCGGCUUGGAGAACAAUUCUUUAUGAAACAUUUGAUCGAUGGAGACUUUGCGUCAAAUCAUGGUGGCUGGGGGUUCGGCUCGAGCACAGGGGUAGACCCCCAACCAUAUUUUCGCAUAUUUAAUCCGUUACGCCAAAGUGAGAGAUUUGACCCAAACGGCGAUUAUAUUCGCCACUGGGUGCCUGAGCUGCGAAAUAUAGAGGGUUCAGCGAUACACGACCCUUACGGGCGGGGUGCUAGGGAAACAGCAGAGAAGAAUGGAUACCCAAGACCGAUUGUGAAUCACUCAGAGAGUAGGAGCAAAGCGUUGGAAAGGUACAAGAAGGCCUCACAUGUACGCGUUAUUCCCAUACAGACCGGCAGUGACAGCUUCAAUAUUGCCCUCCUGGCCAGUUCGACCUACACACUUGCUUCAUCCUUUGGAGAUUCCUAG
Messenger RNA from Microsporum canis CBS 113480, 1776 nucleotides. Its product is annotated as deoxyribodipyrimidine photo-lyase. Gene Ontology annotation, cellular component: cytoplasm; nucleus. The record is from RefSeq and is a predicted model, not a curated record. The coding region runs from base 1 to 1776 and encodes 591 amino acids. NCBI's taxonomy places the organism in Eukaryota, Fungi, Ascomycota, Eurotiomycetes, Onygenales, Arthrodermataceae. Gene Ontology annotation, biological process: entrainment of circadian clock by photoperiod; circadian regulation of gene expression. The transcript has 4 exons. Gene Ontology annotation, molecular function: DNA binding; FAD binding.